ACUUCCAAAUCCCACAAAACACAAACACCUUCGUGCAAAGUUGAUUUGGGGAAAACCAGAGAUCUGUUUCUAACAGUUAAAUUAGUGAAAGAAAUUGAACAAAGUUGCAUCGGAAGAUGAGUUACAUCAACAGAGUGUGGAUGGCCGCCAGCGUCGCCGUCGUCAACGGCCACUCCGACCAAGGGCAGAAGCUGAAAUCCGGCCUCACCUCCCUCAACCACGGCAAGAAGCGCUUCUUCUCCGCCGGCCGCGACGCCGCCGAUCUCCGCCCCUUCACCGGCGCGCUCAACACCGAUAUGGAUGGGUUAGUUGCCGCCGGAGGCGGCGGCGACGAGAGGAGGGGGCAGGCCGACGAUUCCCUGCGGCAAGUUAUGUACCUGAACUGCUGGGGCCAGAGCUGAUCGCCGGAAUCCCGACUGCCGCACAGGGGCAGGAUUGUAAAUUCAGGUAGUCAACGAGUUGACUGGGUGAGUCGGAACGCGUGGUGGAGAGUUUCGGAGUCGACUCGCGUUGGCUGAGCCGCGGAAGUGAGUCGGAUCGGCCGAUCGGGCCUCCGGAUCCGGAUUUGGGGUGAAUUUGGUAUUGGGUUUUGUCCUUGAAAUGGGAAAUAUGGGAAGAUGGAGGACCCGUUUGUAAAUUCUGUAAAUUUUGUGAAUAAUGGUGACUUGUACCAUAGGCUUGUACAGGUGUACCCUGAAUAAUGGAAGGGCCAAUGAAGUUGACCAAAACAAACUUUUUUGUUA
This is a messenger RNA of Salvia miltiorrhiza (redroot sage), 743 nucleotides long. RefSeq lists its product as uncharacterized. Lineage: Eukaryota; Viridiplantae; Streptophyta; Magnoliopsida; Lamiales; Lamiaceae. The coding region runs from base 117 to 401 and encodes 94 amino acids. The transcript has a single exon. The record is from RefSeq and is a predicted model, not a curated record.